Molecule: messenger RNA, 1161 nt
Organism: Achroia grisella
Lineage: Eukaryota; Metazoa; Arthropoda; Insecta; Lepidoptera; Pyralidae
Gene: Det
Product: baculoviral IAP repeat-containing protein 5
Exons: 2
Coding region: 266-679 (137 amino acids)
Source: RefSeq, a predicted model, not a curated record
AGAUUACAGAUAUUGUCAUUUAUUAUUUCGCAGUUACUUAUAAAUUUACUUUCAUACCAAAAUUCUCUAAUAAAAAUAAAAUCGUCAUAUGAUUCUAAUAGAAUUUAGUCUCUAUCUACUAUUGAAAAUAUAAAACGAACGAAUGGAAACAUAAGCAGUAACAUAACACAAAUAAAAAAAGUCAAACUGUCAAACCAAAAAUUCAAAAUAACAUCCAGAUCAACAGUUAAAAUUAUAUUUUGUUUGUACUAUUUGUGAAUAAAACAUGUACGAAAUUAAGGACCGUCAAUUAUUUUUAGUACAGGAAAGACUGAAGACUUUCAAGAAUUGGCCGUUCAAUAACAAUAACAAAUGCAACGCGAGGAACAUGGCCGAAGCGGGAUUUUACUCAGUGGCUACGGGGGAUGAGGAUGCCGAUGCCGCUAAAUGUUUUCUGUGCGGCAAGGAAUUGGAUGGCUGGGAAGCCAGUGACGACCCAUGGGAGGAACAUAAAAGCCAUGCCGCUAAAUGUGCUUUCGUGCAACUGGGACGAAAAGAGGAUGACUUAUUGUUUUCAGAAUACCUGUCAGUAGUGAAACAGUACAUGAUAAACAAUUUGAAACAAGAUGGUGAAUUGUGCAAGGAAAUUAUUGAUGAGAAAGCCAAGAGUGUGAGAAGAAAAUGUUUGAGUAAGAAAUAAUUGUAAACAUCCACUUGAUGUUUACAGUAAGUCAUUGAAGUAUCAUCACCAUCACUUCAGCCUAUGCUUAUUUACUGUUGGAUAUAAGUCUUUCCCAAUACCUUUCACCAUGUAUGAUAUUCCAUGUUCCACAUCAAUCCUCUCCCAUUGACCUUGUUCGGCGAUCUUACUCACUAGGAUUCCAAGCUAAAUCUGAACUCUAUUCAAUGCCUCACGUCAGGGGCGGAUUGUGAAUUUGUGGGGCCCUGGACUAAAUCUACUUAGGGGUCUAUGUAAUAUUACUCAACUAAAAAGAUACACCGACCAAAAACAAGCAACCAGAUAUUCCCCGUUCUUUUCAAUAGACUCUCACUUGUAUGGGUUGAUUUAUCUCAGGGUUAUGGUGGGUUUUCAAGAUUCUAGAUUUUUUUUAUGAUCUAAAUAUCGUUUCAGUGAGGACUGCGGCCCUUUGUAUACUCGGGGCCCUGGGCUGCAGCCCAAAA